Callorhinchus milii (elephant shark) is the source of this 5383-nucleotide messenger RNA. It is a transcript of the gene ice2, whose product is annotated as interactor of little elongator complex ELL subunit 2. Bases 64 to 2910 code for a protein of 948 amino acids. The transcript is spliced from 15 exons. The record is from RefSeq and is a predicted model, not a curated record. Gene Ontology annotation, biological process: positive regulation of transcription by RNA polymerase III; snRNA transcription by RNA polymerase II; snRNA transcription by RNA polymerase III. NCBI's taxonomy places the organism in Eukaryota, Metazoa, Chordata, Chondrichthyes, Chimaeriformes, Callorhinchidae. Gene Ontology annotation, cellular component: transcription elongation factor complex.
CGCUGUAUCAAAUGCAAGGAUUAUUAUUGUCCCUCUCCCGUGUCAGCCAGACAGCACCUCCCGAUGUGGGUACCGGAGAGUCUGGGGGACUGCUCACCUAAAAAUGGGAUUGAGGAAUUUUUUUCCCGUGAAAUGUACGACCGCUACACCAUGUCUCCAACUGUCACAGAAUUGUGUUUUUUAUCAAAAAGGCAAAGGGUGGAAACUGAGACUUCAAGCUCCUCACAGCCACAGCUGUUGCCAGUUGAGAGCUCCAGCCAGGCGCCUGCUCCAGCACCGGCACAGAAGAAGAACAACUGUGCUUCAUUUGCUUUCCCAGAACCCAGGGUCCCAUAUCCACACUUAUCCAGGAUGGAAUAUUGGGAACAAAAUAGAUAUGUAUCCUUACUGAAAAAAUUUAAGAAUGGAUACACAUAUGCGAUUCAUAUGGUUAAGAAUGAUGACGACUUUGCUCAGUUUACGGAAAUGAAGAAAAUCGUCAGUAUUGAAACAGAAGAAUUCAUGAAGUAUCUGCAGAAUGUUGCCAGAAUGUGUGCUGAGGACUACAAUUUCAUUAUUCCCGACUCAAUCCGCUACACUGAGGAUGUUUUAAGAGAAUGGAGUAAGUCUGUGAAGAAAUAUCCACAGUAUUAUUGUAUCCAAGAUAAUACAAACAUCAUGGGAGGCAAAUUCAUCCCAGAUCUCAAGUUCACGAUGGAAAAGAAUCUAUUCAGCAUGGGGAAGAGUAGAUUUUUGAAGCUGCCUGUUUCAAGAUUUCCAUUUGACAUUUCGUUAUCAACAGAAUACAAAUACGUUUCUUCUUUUGCUUCACCUAAGGAAAGAGACUGUAUUGUGAACUCUGAUAUUAUGAAUGAUAGAAAUGCAGCAAAGCUUAGUGUGAAGUACGGUGCUCAGUUCUGCAUGACAACCCAGGCUUUGUAUACGUUAUUAAAUAACCACGGGCCAAACUAUGCAGAACAAUGGGAAAUUCCAAUUUGUGUGAAAACCAUCAAUGAAAAAGGAAAUAAAGUAAAAGUGAUCUGUUUCGACUCACCCCUUGUGAAGAAAGAGCUUACUGUGAGGGAGAAGAAUUCACUUUUUUACGAAGUUCCUUUAGACCUAUUGAUGUCAAAAAAAUCUGAUGUGCCGUUGUCUACUAUGACUUUGGACAAACCAGAAGACAUUAAUAGACUGGAGGAGAAUAUGCUCGGCAGAAAGCAGCAGCAGUAUGAAAGCAUCUUUGAAAAUACAGAUUUUGACGCCACAGAUUUAGAGACAUUUGGUUCUAUGUCCACCAGGUCAUCAAAACGAAUCUCCCAAAACAGGACCUCUGUCAAAGAUGAUAAACAUGCAAGAUCUCUCAACUCUACUGCCUCAACUUCCAAAAAGCAGGGCAACAAGAGUCAGCCUUCUGAAGACAUAUCGGUGACGUUAGGAAUAAAGGACAAGUUAAAUCAGGAGCAAUGUCCUCUGUCUGAUCCGUCCAAAACAAAAUGUGAUGGAAAAUCGAAUACAACGAAAAAUGAUGAUUCCAAGGAAGAGAAGCAAGAGACUAACUCCAAAGGGGAAACAAGAACUAAAUCAGGCACUAAUUCUUUGACAACAGAGACAGAUUCAGAUGAAACGUCAUCUUUCAAGCCGUCGAAAAAAAAAAUUUCUGAUCAUAGUGAUUCAGACGAUGAGCGACUUAUCAUUGACACAGACCAUCAGAGGCGUGUACCUGAGGAAACUAAUUCGAGAACCUUGAAUUCUGUCACUGAAAAGACCUUGCUUCAUGAGGCAGAAGACAUUCCAGAUACCCCCCGAUCACCAUCUCCUGAUCAAGAUGUGAUUACUAGAUCAAUGCAGAGCAAGAAGGAGAAUAAAAGGUCUGUACGUAAAAUUUCAAAGGAAUUUGAUCCAGUUGGGCAGAUUCUGAAAAUGCAAUGCAAACUGUUAAAGUCGGAUCCCAAACCUGUUGUGGAACAGUCACUGGUAAAUCAAGAGGCAAAUGUGCUCGAUACACAUCCAAUGCAAGGUCAUGUCUCAUUGGAAAAGAAUCCUGCAGAAUCUAUUGUGUCUGAGUCCGCUGGUUCUAUAGGCUCCAAUUCCAAAACGUUGCUCUCGGAUGAGCUCCGCCAUUGUACAGAAAAUGUGUGUGACUACGCAGACCCUUCGACGGGGAACGUCUCCUAUAAACUCUUCAGUUUGGCUGAUAUGCUAAUUAUUGUACGUGGGCAAGUAUUCAAAGCGCAAACAAAACCACGUUCGAAUAAAGUAGGACCGAAAAGGCAUAUCCCAGUCUUUUUGUACCCCAAACUGAAUUAUCAGCCCUCGUAUGGAGUAGAAGACUUUACUGACAGUGAAGCUUGUCGGUUUUGGACUGAAACCCUCUUCAAUUCUAAUAGCUGGUUUUAUAUAGCGCAUAUUGAUAUCUUUGCAUCAAAAAUAAUUUUUUUGGACCAAUUUCCAGCAGCAUCGCUAGGAACAAGGUUUAAAUCUUUCAAGCCUAUAAAUUCAUUGAAUAUUCUUCACCACAUAUUAAAAGCGGUGUCUGGCUUAGAAGAAGGCAACUAUCUGUUGAGUCAUGCCAGAAAAUUUUCGUCCGUGACUGUAUAUAGCAGCAGUCAAGAUAAGGCCACAAGAACGGACUACAACCUCCAUGCUACGCACCACGAGCUUCCGAAAGUUCCAUCUACUCUGUCAGUACCCUGGGUACCACUGGAUCCUACAAUCAUGAUGCCGUAUCACGUUCAUCAUGGGAGGGCUCCGUGCAUGUUUCCUCCUAAACCCUCGAAAAAAACUAAAAAUAAAAAGAUUGGUGCGGUCAAAGGAAACAAAUGGAGCUUUGUUCAAACCAAAGCAGUAUCUAUGGAAACAAGAAAUAAUUCUGCCAGCUCAGCGCGGGGAAAUCAGGGUGUGUCACCAAACAAAAAAAGGAAGAAGACUUAAUCAACUGUAGAAAACAGCAAAAGUGGCAACAGUAGAGAGGAAUUAGAGGCAGCUUACAAGCAUUUUGUUCCACUGUUGCCAAUUACCAGGCUCGAAGCUAUUUCCUUUAAAAAUAUAAAGUGGGGAGAAGCCUUAGGUUUCUGUUUUAAUGGAAAGUGAACUUUAAGGAAUUCAGUCAGAGGCCAGCCUUUCAUCGCAAGUAAAUGCAGAAUGCCCACUUCAUGCCUGUGAAUGUGCAGUACAUAUUUUGCCUUCACAGAAAACCAAAUUAUUAAUAAAUCUGUGUGCUGCACUUCUUGUUAUCUGCCGUUUGCAGAUGGAUUUGAUUAAGAGAUUAGGAUGUUCAGUGCAGAUGUGAUUGGCAAAAGGCAGAGAGUGGGCACAGAUUAAAUACGUUUUGGGUUUCUUUUUCAUACAUGGAGUGUUUGUGUUAAGCAUUUACUGAUUCUCACAUAAAAAUAAAAAGCAAAAAACGCUUUCAGCUUCGGAAGGCCUGACUUUGUUCGUUCCAGUUAUAUGAAAUUAAGUAAAACUCAAUGCGAAAGGUCCAAAAACUGAAAACUUUCAGAAUUUGCAUGGCUUCUGUUACACAUUUUCUCUUAAAAUGGGCUUUUAAUGGGCGAGUUCAGAGCAUGAGUCAGAAAGACAAGCAAAGCUUUGGAAUUCUGCCUGGAACAAUGGGGCUCUUGCAAAUUACUGUCCAUACAUGAUUUUUAAAUGUAUAACAUAAUUUUUGACCACAUGAGAUACAUGUAAGAUACAUGUUUCUUUUUUCCUGUUGGUUCAGUAAAGACUGAAAUCAGAAUCCAUUGUGCGAUCUGUUUUUGUAAGCAGACUGAACAGAUGCAGCAACAGAGCUUUCGGGUCUUGUAUUUCAGGAAGGAAAGUGACGCAUGGCAGCUGAGCCAAAGGAAACUUCAUUUUAAUGGAUUUUGUGAUAUGAUCAGAUAUUGUGGGAGGAAAAUUAUUUGUUUGAGAGUAAUGUACGUGGCUAGUGACAAUGAGGUGUGGCCAUGUUUUCCCAUAACGAAGUUGGAUUUUCAAAUCUGCAUUUUUUUGGAACAAGGCUUUUUGAACUUUGAAUUAUUGCAUCACAUUCAAAUCCCUCCACGGUCUCACCCCACACUACAUCUCUAACUCCUUCAACUACACCAACCAGGCCACUCCCUUCACUCAGCGAACACUGACCUCUUCAUGUUCCCCAACCUCUCAUCUCCACCAUUGUCAGGUGGGCUUUCAGCCAUUCUGCCCCGCUCCCUGAACUCCAUCUUGGUGUCCCUCUAACACACUCCCUACCCUUUUUUAAGGCCCAUUUCAACACCUCUUUGACUUUGCUUUCGGUCAUUUUUCCCAUCCCUGCCCCCUUGGUUUCCACCCCUCAGUUCAGUUGCCUUGCCUUCCUGUCGAGCAUUUUGAGAUGUCCUGAUGGAAAAAGUGCUGUAUAAGUUGUAUUUUGUAUUGUGUAAAGAUUUUUUGACAGGGAACAUGUUUUUUUUAAUAUAUUGGAGCUUAUUUUAUAAUCACAUUGUAAAGUGUUUGUGUGAUAUUUAAACUCCAUUGAUGGCCAGGUGACUGCACUGGGCCAUACAGACCAGAAUAUUGUGGGUACAAAUCCUUGACUGUACAGUUUGCUGAUCUCAGUGGGCCGGUACUUAAAGCCUCUGUAUUACAGAGGGAGAAAAAGACAGCCUGGUUUUAUGUUUCUAAGCAUUACUUGGAAACCCUGAUGGAAGAUGUGCAUGUGUGGUUAUCGAACAAGUUCAGGAUUGGGCUCAGCUGGGAUACGCAUUGCAGUCAAAUAGCCUGCCAGCCCUUACUACUCCCUCUAUUUGUAAGCAUGGAUAAUGUGCGCGACCAGACAAUUUGAUCGUGGAACUCAUCCAACAAUCGCUAUAAAGGUCACUUGAUAGCAUUGAUGCCAAUUUUAGCACUAUCCAGUGGGAUUAGUUAGCUUCGCAAAAGGUGGGGGGUUAAUCUGGGCCCCUUCAAAUCUGCAUGGCUCAGCAACACCCAAUGCACAUCCUAAAAUGGAUUAGGUUGGGCAAAAGCCAAUAUAAACAGAAAGGGUGUGGUUGAAGAUUUCGGUGCAUCUGGGAUUAUGAAUUUUACACAUUUAUUAAAUGUAUCAUUGACUUGCAAUGUAUUAUCCCAGUUGCUACUGCUGUUUUAAUAGCAUGUGUUUUCAAUGUGUGUGUGUGUGCAUCUACCUUUACUGAACAGCAGAAAUUGUAAAAAUAAGUUAACAAUGAUGCAGAUUUUGUAAAAUUCUGGUGUAGCUAGAAGGGAUGUCUAAUUCCAAUAAUUCUCCCGAGUUUGACUUAUUGUAUAUCAGAAAUUUCUAUUGUAAGCAUGAUAUUUUAUUUGGAUAUUAAUAUUUAAGGAGUGAUAGGAUCCCAUUUUUCAGUCAAUUUUAUACAGUAGAUUUUGACUGCAGUUAACUUAUUAUUAAAUAAAUAACAAAUCAAAUGAACCU